AUGGAUAGCUCUCGUGGACGUUAUUUUAAACCCACUCGACAGUGCCGGCUUUGUCGCUUUGCGCUGAUCUUUUGCAUUGCUGGAGCUCUGCGAUCAGCGGAUGCAGCCACAGGCUUCUGCAUUUCGGCUCCAGGCUCCUGCUGGCCGUCGGCCGCACGUAUUCGCGCUUGGAUUUCGACGCUAAGCAAUAGCACAACGGUUUACACGCCUGACGCAGAACCGAACAUUUUCCUUAGCGAAGCAACAGCGAUGAACUUCCUGAAAAGCGACUUCCCCGGGCUCAUCGUGGUUCCGGGGUCGGAGGCGGACUUGCGUUCCGCCUUGUACUUUGCGUCCAAGACCCGCAUUCGCGUUGUUGUGCGGUGCUCUGGCCAUGACUUUAACGGCAGGAGCUCCGGUCGCGGCGUGAUGCUCAUUAAGACAGAACGCCUCAAUUGGACGUCCUACGAUGCCUCAUCACAGACGAUUUCCUUUGGCGCCGGUGCCAACCAUGAAAUCGUUUACACGGCCUUGGUACCGCACAACCGCAUGUACGUUGGCGGCCAGUCGAAAACGGUCUGCCCGGCCGGCUGCCUCGCCGGCGGAUGCCAUGGCCUGCUCUCCCGACAGUACGGUCUUGGCAUCGACAGCAUUUUGGAAAUUCGCUUCGCCCUCUUCAACGGCACCAUCAUCACGCUCAACCGCACCCGUUAUGCCGACCUCUUUAACGCUUAUCUCGGCGCCGGCCAGAACAGCUUUGGCAUUGCCGUUUCCUUCAAGGCCCAGACCUACCCCGCGCCCCCAGUAAUUAUCAUGCUUGAUGCGGAGUUUGUCAUAAACAGCCCUUUCGUCACCUCUGGCAAUUUGCUGACCAACUUCUUCCUCAAUACUACAUGGUUUAACGAGAUGCCGCGCCAACUCUCUGGUACUAUCAACCUGGACUCUGGACGCGCCCGCGUCAAGUUCGUUUAUACUGGUACUGACUAUGACGACCUGAGCGCGAAGCUGGCGCCGCUGCUGGCCUCACCAUUCCGAAGUGCCGUGGCGGAGCCUCAGUUCUUCAGCAAUCUUGCUGAGAUGGCUUUGAAUAUGUACCCAGCAGAGACUGAAAUUUGGGGUCGCAAGUACAUCACCAGUGGCUUCCUUCCGCCUGAUCAGGACACUCUAGAUAGCGUCGCGUCGGUUAUUGCAACGACCAAUCCGUACAUGUGGCUGUGGUUCGUGUUUGGAGGGGCUGUCCCAGAAAAGGCGGGAAUUGGCUCGGUGCCGGACGGCAUGCGGUACGCGAUGUACGAGGUUUUGUUUGGCACACAUUGGUUCAAUCCAAAUGACGAUCGGUUACGAGUGGAGAGCUUGGAGCCGUAUUUGCCCUUGCUGUACGGCAUCUCUCCGACGUCGUACAGCAACGAGUUUACGUCAUGGGGUUCGUACAAUGACAUUCAGGACUGGAAGACCCGGUUCUUCUCGAAUUACAGCAAUUUAUUGGCAGUGAAGAAGAAGUACGACCCGUGCAAUCUGAUUACGGCCACUUAUGCGGUUGGAUCGGACGAGCCUGUCGCGAUCUGCUCGUGCGCACCCAAGUCCGCUUGAGGCUAGGAGGUUAUUGUAUUGAUCAGCAUUUUCAUCAGAACAAGCUGGAGCUUGGUCAUAUCUCCUUAAUUUCAUUUCUCUUUAUUGCGAAGCUAAAAUUGGGAGUUUGUCAACCUAUUAUGUUUAGUUCACAUUUCCUGUGCAGUUUACAUGAAUUCACACCGUGUGGUGUGUUGUGAUGUGCAUAUUGGGGGUUUCACCCCUGGCGGAUUGGCACACAUCACUAAUAGCGAUAAGGAUGUUGGGGGGGAGGUAGAUGGCGGGCGGGUGUGUGUGGGGGAAGAGAACGAUAUCGACGCGCGUGCACUGAACCAUCACCGGGAAAGCUAGGCACGGCCAGGCUAUAGAGGUGCGGCACACACACAUACAUACACGCGGGUGAAGCUCUUCACCCCCUUCUACUUCACACAAUCAUAUAUACCUGUGGGUUGUGGUCCUGCAUGCCGAUGGGGGCUGUUGAGGGUGUGCACAGCCCUUAGGUUAUCAGCGUGUUUCAAGUGGGCCCUGUGUGUAUUGGUGCCGUCAUAAUCUGAGACGAUGUGCCUGGCUUGGGCUUUCGGCGCCACAUCCAAAAGCCAGAACAUUAGAACAUCAGAGGCCCGACGGCUCUGAGUCGCUCUGCUGCCUCGAUGAUGAUGAUGAUGGCCAUCGCGCAUCUGU
Volvox carteri f. nagariensis is the source of this 2229-nucleotide messenger RNA. RefSeq lists its product as uncharacterized. Gene Ontology annotation, molecular function: oxidoreductase activity; FAD binding. The coding region runs from base 1 to 1569 and encodes 522 amino acids. The record is from RefSeq and is a predicted model, not a curated record. The transcript is spliced from 2 exons. Lineage: Eukaryota; Viridiplantae; Chlorophyta; Chlorophyceae; Chlamydomonadales; Volvocaceae.